Molecule: messenger RNA, 5615 nt
Organism: Mauremys mutica (yellowpond turtle)
Lineage: Eukaryota; Metazoa; Chordata; Testudines; Geoemydidae
Gene: CDH4
Product: cadherin 4
Exons: 16
Coding region: 72-2822 (916 amino acids)
Biological process (GO): cell morphogenesis; adherens junction organization; multicellular organism development
Cellular component (GO): catenin complex; plasma membrane; adherens junction
Molecular function (GO): calcium ion binding; cadherin binding
Source: RefSeq, a predicted model, not a curated record
GGAGGCAGCCCGGGCGCUGGGCGAGCGGCGAGCGGGGCGCGCCAGCCCGGAGUCCGAGCGCAGCCGGGGAAAUGACCAUUGGCUCCGGAAUGCUACUUCUGCUGCUGCUUCCCUUCUGCGGCUCGGCGAGGGCGCACAAUGGGGAUCUUACAGUCAGACCCACUUGCAAGCCUGGCUUUUCAGAAGAAGAUUACACAGCUUUGAUUUCGCAAAAUAUCAUGGAAGGGCAGAAGUUACUCAAAGUGAAAUUUAGUGACUGUCCUGGGAACAACGGAAUUCGGUUCGAAACCAACAACUUGGACUUCAAAGUGAGGACAGAUGGGACCAUAUAUGCUGCCCGCCAGGUGCAAAUCCCCUUGAAGCAGACAGUGUUUAUGGUAACUGCAUGGGACCGCCAGACCCUAGAGAGAUGGGAGACAAUGGUCAGAUUACUGGUUGGGGAGAAAACACAGCACAAUGGACACAAGCAGCAAAAAGGGAAGAAAAAUGCAUCUACAGAUUUUGCACCUCAACCGAGUGACACAUUAAUACCGUGGCGCCAGCCCCAGAACUCUAACGGGCUGAGAAGGCAAAAGAGAGACUGGGUCAUCCCACCAAUCAAUGUGCCAGAAAAUUCAAGAGGGCCCUUCCCUCAGCAGCUGGUUAGGAUUCGUUCUGAUAAGGACAGUGAGAUCCAUAUUAGGUACAGCAUCACUGGAGUAGGAGCUGACCAGCCACCUAUGGAAGUCUUCAGCAUUGAUCCCGUGUCUGGCAGAAUGUAUGUGACACGUCCAAUGGACAGAGAAGAAAGAGCUUCCUACCAUCUGAGGGCUCAUGCAGUGGAUAUGAAUGGAAACAAGGUGGAGAACCCCAUUGACCUCUACAUCUAUGUGAUUGAUAUGAAUGACAACAGGCCUGAGUUUAUAAACCAAGUCUAUAAUGGAUCUGUUGAUGAAGGAUCUAAACCAGGGACCUAUGUGAUGACGGUGACUGCAAAUGAUGCUGAUGAUAGUACUACAGCCAAUGGGAUGGUGAGAUACCGGAUUGUGACUCAGACCCCACAGAGUCCAUCACAAAAUAUGUUUACCAUUAAUAGUGAAACAGGAGACAUUGUCACAGUGGCUGCUGGACUUGACAGAGAGAAAGUUCAGCAGUACACAGUCAUCGUUCAGGCUACAGAUAUGGAAGGAAAUCUUAACUAUGGUCUCUCAAACACAGCAACUGCAAUCAUUACGGUGACAGAUGUGAAUGACAACCCACCAGAAUUCACUGCCAGCACUUAUUCCGGGGAGGUUCCUGAGAACAGAGUGGAAGUUGUGGUUGCAAAUUUGACUGUGAUGGACCGGGACCAGCCUCACUCCCCCAACUGGAACGCCGUGUACCGCAUUAUCAGUGGAGAUCCUUCAGGUCAUUUCACCAUUCGGACGGAUCCAGUUACCAAUGAAGGCAUGGUAACUGUGGUGAAGGCUGUCGAUUACGAAAUGAACAGGGCUUUCAUGCUGACAGUGAUGGUGUCAAACCAAGCUCCACUAGCAAGCGGAAUCCAGAUGUCCUUCCAGUCUACAGCAGGAGUCACCAUUUCAGUCACGGAUCUCAAUGAGGCACCCUAUUUCCCAACGAACCACAAGUUGAUCAGGCUGGAGGAAGGGGUGCCCACGGGGACGGCAUUGACAACAUUUUCAGCUGUGGAUCCUGAUCGCUUCAUGCAGCAAGCAGUAAGAUACUCCAAGCUGUCAGAUCCUGCAAACUGGCUGAACAUUAAUGCCACAAACGGUCAGAUCACUACUGCUGCUGUCCUUGAUCGAGAGUCAGUCUACAUUAAGAAUAAUGUCUAUGAGGCCACGUUCUUGGCGGCUGACAACGGUAUCCCCCCAGCAAGUGGCACUGGCACGCUGCAGAUCUAUCUAAUUGACAUCAAUGAUAAUGCUCCUGAGCUUCUGCCAAAGGAGGCACAGAUCUGUGAAAAGCCAAACCUGAAUGUCAUCAACAUAACAGCCGCAGAUGCUGACAUCGAUCCAAAUGUUGGGCCCUUUGUCUUCGAGCUGCCAAGUGUGCCAUCUGCAGUCAGGAAGAACUGGACCAUAACAAGGCUAAAUGGUGACUAUGCCCAGCUCAGUUUGCGAAUAAUGUAUCUGGAAGCUGGCAUGUAUGAUGUCCCGAUUGUCGUGACGGAUUCAGGGAACCCUCCCUUGUACAACACUUCCAUCAUUAAAGUGAAGGUGUGUCCAUGCGAUGAGAAUGGAGACUGCACUACCAUCGGGGCUGUCGCUGCAGCUGGCCUGGGAACAGGUGCCAUCAUAGCGAUCUUGAUAUGCAUCAUUAUUUUACUAACCAUGGUCUUGCUGUUUGUGGUGUGGAUGAAACGCAGGGAAAAGGAGAGGCAUACGAAGCAACUUCUGAUCGACCCCGAAGAUGAUGUGCGGGACAACAUUCUGAAAUACGAUGAAGAGGGAGGUGGAGAGGAAGACCAGGAUUAUGAUUUAAGCCAACUUCAACAGCCGGAGACUAUGGAUCAUGUACUGAACAAGGCACCUGGAGUCAGACGAGUGGAUGAGAGACCCAUUGGUGCUGAACCCCAGUAUCCUAUAAGACCAGUAAUCCCCCAUCCUGGGGACAUUGGUGACUUUAUUAAUGAGGGCUUGAGAGCAGCAGAUAAUGACCCUACAGCCCCGCCAUACGAUUCCCUGCUGGUCUUCGACUACGAGGGGAGUGGAUCUACUGCAGGCUCCGUCAGCUCCCUCAACUCCUCAAGCUCCGGCGAUCAGGAUUACGACUACCUUAACGACUGGGGGCCUAGGUUCAAGAAACUGGCGGACAUGUAUGGGGGAGGCGAGGAAGAUUAAACUGACCUCAUGUUCUUAUUUAAAAAAAAAGGAAGAAAAACAUUUUAAAAAAAGACGAAAACAGGAAAAAAAAGAGACAAUGAAGAAGCAAGAACUGUACAGAAGUGGCAGCUUUUUUAAUUAAUAUCCCCUGCUGACUGUAUUAUUUUUAGUGGUGAUUUAGGAGGUUUUUCUUUUUUUUUUUCUUUUUUUUUUUUAAUGGGUUUGGUUGGGUUUUUUUAGAACAUUGAGCUCUCUAGCAUGAACACUUGUCUCUGCUGCAUUUUUUUUUAAUGUCAGCUGGGAUAUCACUCAUUUAUCCGCUUUAUGACUAAAGAGAGUGAAAGGCACUCUGUCUUAACUUGAAUUUCUUAGAACAGAAGCACUGUUUUUAAAAUAUAUAUAUAUAUAUAUUUGAAAGUGCCUUUUGGUACAUGUAUCAGAUUCCCUUCAAUCUCAGGAGUGAUCAAAACAAACAUACAAAAACAAAUGUUUCAACCAUCUUGAGCAGCACUCUCUAUGACCCUAAGCCAGUUCUAGCUGGGAAGGAGUUAACAAAAGGAACUGUGGAGAUUGUUUCUUUUUUGCCUUUUUUUUUUUAAGUGGGUGACUUGUUUUGGGGUGGGGGGAAAAAAUCUUAACAGCCAUCGUUAAGCCUAAGCAGGUGGUGAAUUAGUCAUAUUGUUGUAUAUAAUUCAGUUUUAUCAGAUGCAAAAUAUUGACUGGGGUUUCUCCUGUAACCUGGUCACACUUGAUGUAGCUGCAUAGAACUAUAGCAUUGAUAAGCCUUUGGUUAUUGCAACAAAAAAUCUUAAACAGACCUUGCAUAAACCCUACAGUAAAUCAUGAGAUGACCAAAGGCCAUUUGUUUGUUUUUUGCUAUCGAUGUGUUCUUGGCUCCCCCAACCUUUUGAGUAGUGUAAAUAAAAGCUGGGUUACAUGUUGCUGUCAUGCAUCCAUCAUGAUGCUUGUUAGUAUGAAAAUCAAUGCUGUAUUUUUAUCUUAACCAUACACAGGGACGUAGCAUAAUCAGUAACUCAAGACUAGGGCAGUGUUAAUAACAGGGACAGUUUAUCAGUACGUUACCAUGACAUUAGAAUAAAGUAGGUCUAGUACAAUAUUAAUGCCUUUGAGCAUCAGUAGCCAAAGCUCAACAGCAUCAUGUAACCCAACUAAUGUGUGUCCUUUAUAUUUGAUGGGUCGGCACUUCUAUCUAUAUUAAAUGUCUUUUGGAGAAGAAAAGCAACAAGGACCUAGUAAGUAUUUUGUGGUAAACAUGCUCAAACGUUGCCAAUUAAGCAAGAGGUUUUGCAGCAUCCAGACACAACGUCAGUAUUAUAAAUGGUAGCAUACUACCUAGUUUAUAUGUAGGGUCAGUUUAACCAAUAACAAAUAGUUAUUAGCUUUUUUUAUUAUUAUUAUUAUUAUUAUUACAUUUUUCCUUUACUGAUUUGGACUAGUGGCUUUAUGUCUAAUGUUUGUAAAAUGAUUUAGACUGCAUGGAUGUGUAAUAUAAACCACAUUUAAUGGAUUAUGAGCCACUUAAUUCAUGUGCUAUGAAAUCUUGGAUUACCUAUGUUUUAUAUUCUGCAGACAAUUUUGCAGUGGGUUCACUAAAAAAUUGUAGAAGUGCUUAGAUAUAUUUUCAUUUAAAUCCAAGAAUGUGCACAGUAUCAGAAGGUGAUUAUCCAGGGGAUGAUCUGCUUUUUUGAUAUGUAGAUUGAAUGUUGAGAGUUAAACGGGGGGGGAGAAGCGGGAGAGAAAGUGUGUGUGUGAUAAUGAAUAGACAUUGUUUAAGAGGGAAUACUGGGCUGCAGGAUUGUGUCUAUAGAUUUUUAAAAUGCUCCUAGUGCAUUUUAUAUUUCAUUGUAUCAUAUUUUCUAUAAAAUGCAAUUUCUGUAAAUGAAUGAGCAUUUGAAAUGUGUCUUGUCUGAAAUGGAAUGUGGUAAAAGUAUGCUUGAGAGGACUCAAUCUCUAUCUUUUAUAUUAUUAAUUACCAUGUAUGCCGGGGGGGCGGGGAAGGUGGUUUGGUUGGCUUAUCCUUUCACUAUCCAGGAAGAAAACAAAACAAAAAGCGUACAUACAAGUUUCUUGAGGAGAGAAAAUUGUGGCAGGUAAUACCUCAGGAAACAAUGAGGAGUCCAGUGGUAACACAUCACUGUUGUUCAAAAGGUACUGGUUGUCAGCAGAUGCCUCAUCUGGGAUGAAGUGCAGUGCAUGACAAUUUCAGUAUCUGAUGCCUUUCAAAAAUAUUUACUCCAUAAUUGGGAACUCAGCCUUCUUCAUCUUGCCACUUGCAGAGUAUGAAAACCUUAGUUCACUAGCACCAAAUACCUCACCCCUCCAGCCCAAUGUAACACACUAGCAAACUUUUCUAUACAGCAUCUGGCAAAUCAAGUAGUUUGUACCUGCUCUGAUACAUGGGGAAAUAACAGCACUUGUACAGCAGCCCAUUUUGAAUUGCAGUCUCCUUGCAGAGAUUGGGCCUAUGGUCUUUAUCCAUGUACUGUCUUGAUCCUCUUUCUUUCCAGAAAAGUGUUAGACUUGAAUAGAUUAUAACCAGGAUGGAGGAUGCAUCUGCAUGGAAACUGCCCAAUUGCAACAAAAUUAAUGAAUAAAAAACAUGCACUUAGUGUUUCUCAAUGAUUAGUACAUGUCAGUUGUUUGAAACCAUUAUUGUAACCUCCUUUUCAUCAGAGGAGGAAAUAAAAAAAGGGGUGGAGGGAGUUAUCCAGUUUAUAGACAUGAGAUGCAAGCAGUGCCCAGUUCUCUCUAGCUAGCAUGUUUCUUUCCCUCUAUGCAGACAGUCAGUCC